Hyaloscypha bicolor E is the source of this 1220-nucleotide messenger RNA. Its product is annotated as NAD(P)-binding protein. NCBI's taxonomy places the organism in Eukaryota, Fungi, Ascomycota, Leotiomycetes, Helotiales, Hyaloscyphaceae. Gene Ontology annotation, biological process: NADPH regeneration. Gene Ontology annotation, molecular function: nucleotide binding; oxidoreductase activity. Gene Ontology annotation, cellular component: cytoplasm. The coding region runs from base 138 to 1178 and encodes 346 amino acids. The record is from RefSeq and is a predicted model, not a curated record. The transcript has 3 exons.
CUCAAAUCAUAUUUUGUAUCAGCUCGGUCGAGGCCUAGAAACACUUCUAAUAAUGAGCCCCGAAUUUAGGAGAGAAGCAUCAAAUUCUUACCGCACAUAAAUCGUUUGUCCAACUAUCCUUACCUCAAACCGCAGCAAUGGCAAUUGGAAUUGCAAUUCUAGGAGCCGGCAUCUUUGCAAGAGAGGAACACCUGCCAGCGAUUCGAGCUUGUGACUCUUUGUCCUUGAAAGCGAUCUAUUCUCGUUCCGAAGCUUCUUCAACAGCCCUAGCAAAGUCUGCAGAUGUCGAUACGUACUUUGAUUCCCCCAAAUCACCCUCGAAAUCUCUUGAUGAUCUACUACAACGCAAAGACAUUCACGCAGUCGUAAUUGCAUUACCGAUUCUUGUCCAGCCAGCGAUUAUCAGGAAAGCGCUCUCUGCCGGGAAACACGUUCUGAGCGAAAAGCCAAUCGCGAGAGACGUUGCAACCGCAGAGGGUUUGAUUGCUUGGUAUAAGGAACAAAAAAUCGAACAGAUAUGGAGUGUUGCAGAGAACUUCAGGUUUCUUGAGCCUGUUGUAUAUGGAGCUGAACAAGUGAAGAAGGUUGGAGGAAGUGUGACCACGUUCAGUAUGAAGUUAUAUGGGUUUGUGGACGAGAAUGACAAGUUUUACAAAACUCCUUGGAGACAGGUUCCGGAAUAUCAAGGCGGUUUUCUUCUUGACGGUGGGGUGCAUUUUACAGCUGGGCUCCGAGGGCUUUUAGUGGCAGGAGGACAGCACAUCACUCAUCUAGCAGCAUUUUCUUCUCUUCUAGAGAAAAAGCUCGCACCUGUCGACACUGUUCACGCAACGAUGAAGAUCUCAAAUGGAAACAAUGGGACUUUCAACUUAUCGUUCGGGACUGAGUUCAAAUCGGGAUUCGAGAUUGAGGUGGUUACUAGUAAAGGUGCUGUUGUAGUGAGGCCAACCGAAGUCGUGGUCACGACCAAGGACGAGAAAGGGGUGAAGAAGGAGGAUGUUAAGAAGUUUGAGUACAGUGCUGGUGUUAAACCUGAAAUCUUGGCUUUCGCUAAAGCUCUCGAAGCUGGUAAGGGAAAUGAGAAAUCAUCUCCAGAGGAAGCCUUAAUGGAUUUGAAGAUUCUCCAAACCUUAUUGGAAAGUGGGGAGAAGGGCGGGAAAGUUAUGAAAGUGGCAUAAUUGAGUCAGUCUAUUGGAUAUCCAAUUAAUUAUCGUCCAUCU